CCCCUGUCAAAAAGAGAGCUUCCAAAAGCUACGCGUCCUUUCCAACGCUAGAAUAGCCUCUCCUCUCCCUCUCCCUCUCCCUCCCCCGCUCUUCCCCUCUCCUUCCCUCGCAAAACCCUAGCUCUCCCCACUUCAGAAAUCUGUCAAGGCAUGGACGACAAUGGAGACCAGCACCGGUCCGAUCCGUUCGCGGACUUCACCGCCAUCUCCGCCUGGCCCCACCUCGGGCCCGACCCGGACGGCCGAUACUUCUUCGGGGGCGAGCGGGACGGCGCCGCGCUCGGCGAGUUCGGAUGGAGCCUCCCGAUGGGAGGCAGCGGCGGCUGCGGCGGCGGCGGCGGAGGAUCGUUCGGAGCCCGCGACUGCUUCGGGGACGUCGACCAGAUCAUCGGCGCGGGCGCGGGCGGGGGCAGGUAUCGGCGGGGGCGGGAUCGUCGUCGGCGCCGCCUCCUCCUCCUCGCGGUUCCGACGCGGCCUCGGCCGUGGGCGGGACCGCGGGGGGGACGCGUCGACGUCGAACAGGUCGGCGUCUUCGGAGUCGAGCGAGGAUCCGCCGGAGAGGUCCGCGGCCUCCGGCGAGAGCUUGCUGGCGCCAGAGAAACCGAAUAAAGUUAGAAAGAAAGGACAAAAGAGAAUAAAGCAGCCGCGAUUUGCGUUUAUGACUAAGAGUGAAGUUGAUCAUCUUGAAGAUGGGUACCGCUGGCGAAAAUACGGACAAAAGGCUGUGAAAAACAGCCCAUAUCCGAGGAGCUACUACCGUUGCACGAAUAGCAAAUGCACAGUCAAGAAGAGAGUGGAGCGAUCCUCCGAAGAUCCUGCAAUUGUAGUAACCACCUACGAAGGCCAACAUUGCCACCAUUCCGCUGGGUAUCUCCGCAGCAGCACCAUUAGCCACGAGGCUACCUUCGGCAGGCAUUUUGCUUAUCCGCCCUCACAAAUUUACCAUCCCACACGACUUCACGUACCCAUAGAAACUUCUCCUUAUAACUUAAACACUCACCGUGCACCAACCUCUUCUGGAGACUCUCAACGGUUGCUGACUUCUUCUGGAGAACGCGGAGAACCCUCCGGCGUAAACCAACUUCUUCCUACCGAAGGACUGCUUGCCGAUGUUGUGCCUCCUAAAAUGAGAUGAGAAUUAAGUUAUGGUAAAUAAAUUAUGGUAAAUGCUAACUCGAACACGAACUAAUGGCUAUCUCUAUACUGAUAUAUGCUGUAAAAAUGGCUCCUAUUUAUUCAUGUCAUUGAUUUAGUGAAUUUGCGCCUUGUGGAUGGAGUACGCUCUAUGCUGAUUA
Molecule: messenger RNA, 1295 nt
Organism: Eucalyptus grandis
Lineage: Eukaryota; Viridiplantae; Streptophyta; Magnoliopsida; Myrtales; Myrtaceae
Product: probable WRKY transcription factor 57
Exons: 3
Coding region: 161-1135 (324 amino acids)
Biological process (GO): regulation of DNA-templated transcription
Molecular function (GO): sequence-specific DNA binding; DNA-binding transcription factor activity
Source: RefSeq, a predicted model, not a curated record